Messenger RNA from Coregonus clupeaformis (lake whitefish), 2306 nucleotides. Its product is annotated as thioredoxin-interacting protein. The transcript is spliced from 6 exons. NCBI's taxonomy places the organism in Eukaryota, Metazoa, Chordata, Actinopteri, Salmoniformes, Salmonidae. The record is from RefSeq and is a predicted model, not a curated record. Gene Ontology annotation, biological process: protein transport. Gene Ontology annotation, cellular component: cytoplasm. Bases 990 to 2201 code for a protein of 403 amino acids. Gene Ontology annotation, molecular function: ubiquitin protein ligase binding.
AGCGUUACCGUUGGCUACCUAGCUAACGUUAGCCACAACAAAUUACUACUUGAAUUCCUAACAUGUUUUGCAAAUAUGUAACAUAUUGUACAAAUUGCAAUUUGUAGCAUAUCAUACGAACUGUAAUUCGUAACAUAUCAUACGAAAUGGAUGAUGGACAUGCAGAAAUGAAUACAUACCAUACGAAAUGUAACAUAUCAUACUAAAUGGAGUGUCUAGAUACAUUUACAGAAUAAUCUCACCAGAUCUUCCCCCCAGAUUUGGGAUUUGAACCUGAUUCUCUACCCUAUAGGCUACCUACCCUUUUAAGUGUUGUCGACAGUCGGCAAGCAUAGCCUACCAUCAGCGAUACAAUUAGGCUACCUACCCAAAUGUAAGGUGUUUGUUGGAAGUAACAAAGUUGUUCAUGCUUGCGUUCAAUCAACAUUCUAUUAUUAGAGAUUGAACAUUUGCUGUUAACACAUGUAUGUUGGGUAUAAUGAUUGGUUGACUCAAUUUGGGGGACAAGGUAUAGAUGGAUAUAACCCCUGAACCACGUUUAAACAUGCGUAAGAUCUACUCCUCUUCGUUACUUUACCAUGAGGUGUCCACGCGGUCUUUCUGUGUGCUGAUUGGCAAGGAGGGGCACAAACAAGAUAUUUUUACCAAUGAGAGCGCUGUACAUGCAGCAGUUCAAACGGUGCAUUCACCGACUGCAUGCACAGUCCCGUAACGGGAUAGUGAGUUUGCGGCGGGCGAGACUGGGUUGGGAAGUGUUCUCGCCAUCCAUAUAAAACCUAUGCGGAGACUUGCUGUUUACAGUCAGCUCCAAAUUGUACGGUUGAUGACAAUAAGUAGCUAACAUUGUGACAGUAUAGUGAUUGGAUUGCAAUCAGACUGUUGGACAUUUGUUCAUCAGUGGAAUUCAAUUGGUUUAUCUAGCUAAUAUAGCGGUCGGCAAUUUUCCACUUAUAUUUUCUUACCCACUGGGACACUGAACGAAUAUUAAAAUGGUCAUCAUUACAAAGAAAUUGAAGACCUUUGAGGUCGUUUUCCAUGAUCCUACUAAGGCUUUCUACUGCAGUGGCGACAAGGUAGCCGGGAGUAUUGUGGUUGAGGUGUCGGAGGUGACCAAGGUGUCGGCUAUGAGAGUGUUUGGAAUUGGAUGCGCAAAAGUAGAGUACGCGAAAGGAAAGCACAGAUGCCGUGAAGACAUUGAAUAUCUGAAAUACGAAGAUACCGUUUAUCUGGAACACCAGCCUAGAGACUCCAAUGGCUCUGUCACUCUCAGACCAGGGAACAGAUAUGAGUACAUGUUUGGCUUCGAGCUGCCACAUCCUGGGCAACUGGUGUCUUCCUACAAAGGGAAGUUUGGCUGUGUCCAGUAUUAUGUCAGGGCCGUGAUGGAGAGGCCUUCCCAGCCUGCCUUGCAGUGCGAGAAACCCUUUGAGGUGGAGGAGCCCUUGGACGUCAACACCCCUGACCUCCUGGCUCCAGCUGCAGGUACGAAGGAGAAGAAGCUCACCUGCAUGUUCAUCCCAGAUGGACAUGUGUCCAUUAGCGCCAAGAUCGACCGCAAGGGCUUCUGCGAGGGCGAGUACAUCUGCAUCAAUGCCAAGUUUGAAAACACCUGCUCACGCAUCGUGGUGCCCAAGGCAGCCAUCAUGGUCAAGCACACCUACCAGGCCAAUGGCAGGACCAAGGUCCUGGGGGAGAAGCUCUCAGUCGUGAGGGGCAACCAUAUCAUCUCGGGCAUGUGUGACAUGUGGCAGGGAAAGACCAUCCGAGUGCCCAGGCUCAAGCCCUCACUCCUGGGGUGCGACAUCAUUCACGUGGACUAUGCCCUCAGGAUCUAUGUCCACAUUCCCGGCAGUGACAAGGUGGUCCUAGAGUUGCCCCUGGUCAUCGGGACCAUCCCCUUCAAUGGCUUUGGCAGCCGCACCAACAGCAUGAGCAGCCAGGCAGAGUCCCUUAACACCCCCUCCAGUAGUUUUGCAUCCCUGCGCCUCCCGUCACAACCACCCAGCUACAGCAACAUCUCCCGCGACUGCCGUAUCGACUCCCCCCUCACACCGCUGCUGGUCGACUACGACGCAGAUGAUGAAGGACUGUUCAUGCGCGCCCCCGAGCUUUGGUACCCUCCUCCCCCUGCCUACUCUGAGGUCGACGAGGAUCUCAAACAGCAAGGGCCAUGUUCUUCAGGUCUGCUGAACCACGAGUAAGAGUUGCAGUUAACCCCUGUUGUAGUCUAAGCACUAGUGCAGGGUUCUUCAAUUCUGGUCCUGGAGGGCCGAAACACCUCUGUUUUUCAUCCUCUCCUUCUAAUC